GGGAUUCUCCGGCGACGGUGGACUGGAUGCGGUACACAGCUUGGGCGCCUCGCUUGCAACCCUAAACGCUGCCAACAUCGUGGCCAACAACUACCACAAAUCAACUGGUACGACUGCUGGUUGCUUGGAUUCCUCCGAAUCUGCGACCUGCGACUCCUCCGGAUCAGAAACCUCCCCGACCCCGUCCCUAACCUCCCACCCAAGCUACUCGGAUUCUUUGAGGUUGUGAAGGAGCUUCAAAUCUUGGUUUCAUCCUCUUACUUGAAGUUACUUCUCAACCCCCACAGCCUGGAGCUCUAUAUGCAUGGAGUAGCGGGAUACAAUGGAAUCGAACCCUUUAAGUUCGUAGUGCAACGAGAUAUUGCAUUGCUGAACAAAGAAGACGAUCAUCUCAAAGGAGAGUACAAUGUGCCACCAAAAUGGAGAAGCAUGAGGAACAAGGCUAUGUAUCAGUCGGAUGAUGGGUCGUGGAAGUUGCAUGACUACAUGCCUCCUCCUCCGGAAACUGUUGUCCUUCUGUGA
Messenger RNA from Linum tenue, 522 nucleotides. NCBI's taxonomy places the organism in Eukaryota, Viridiplantae, Streptophyta, Magnoliopsida, Malpighiales, Linaceae. The record is from the annotation of a GenBank genome assembly.